AUGGGAACCGCAAUCUCCAUCCACCACGGCCCUUACGGGCCUCAAAUUCCUCCGCUGAUUGAUGCCAGCCUAGACUCCAUCUUCUCAGACAAAAACCGCAUAAACCCAUACUUCACCCCCAACGCCACAAUUUUCAUCGGCAGCAGCCCCCCAACAGAAGCAAGCCAAGCCGUCCCUCUCCUCGAAGUCCGCAGUCGCCACCUCUCCAAAUUCCGCCACUAG
Molecule: messenger RNA, 222 nt
Organism: Penicillium soppii
Lineage: Eukaryota; Fungi; Ascomycota; Eurotiomycetes; Eurotiales; Aspergillaceae
Exons: 2
Coding region: 1-222 (73 amino acids)
Source: RefSeq, a predicted model, not a curated record